AUCCUGACUCCAGGGACAAGCUCGUGGUCGAGGUGAAUGCAGGAGGGCCAAGAGGGUGAGGGCUGGUGUGCACCUGGAGCCCUGCACCUGGCUUUCCGAAUUUUACCUUGCGGUCAAGGUACCAGACCAGAGCCUGGUCAGAGAGGCCCACUGCUGGGGAAGUGAAGGCAUUUGGCUUGUCUAAUUAUGAAACAGCCUCGUUCAACCUGGAGUCAAGCCCCGGGAUGCAGGCCCUUGUGCUACUCUUCUGGACUGGAGCCCUCCUCGGGCACGGCAGCUCCCAGAACACCGCUGGCAGCGAGGAGGAGGCCUCUGUGGCCCCCGACACGGGGGUGCCAGUGGAGGAGGAGGAUCCCUUCUUCAAGGUGCCCGUGAAUAAGCUGGCAGCAGCGGUCUCCAACUUUGGCUAUGACCUGUAUCGUAUGAAGUCCAGUAUGAGCCCUACUGCCAACGUGCUCCUGUCCCCACUCAGCGUGGCCACAGCAUUCUCUGCCCUGUCGCUGGGAGCGGAUCAGCGAACAGAGACCAUCAUGCACCGGGCUCUCUAUUACGACCUGAUCAGCAACCCAGACAUUCACGGUACCUACAAGGAACUCCUUGCCACCGUCACCGCCCCUGAAAAGAACUUCAAGAGCGCUUCCCGGCUCAUCUUUGAGAAGAAGCUGAGGAUAAAAUCCAGCUUUGUCGCACCACUGGAAAAGUCAUAUGGCACCAGGCCCAGAAUCCUGACUGGCAACCCUCGCAUGGACCUUCAGGAGGUUAACAACUGGCUGCAGGCCCAGAUGAAAGGGAAAAUCCCUAGGUCUACAAGGGAGAUGCCCAGUGAGAUCAGCAUUCUCCUCCUCGGUGUGGCUUACUUCAAGGGGCAAUGGGUAACAAAGUUUGACUCCAGAAAGACUUCCCUUGAGGAUUUCCACUUGGAUGAGGAGAGGACUGUGAAAGUCCCCAUGAUGUCAGAUCCUAAGGCCAUUAUACGCUAUGGCUUGGACUCUGACCUCAACUGCAAGAUCGCCCAGCUGCCCUUAACUGGAAGCAUGAGUAUCAUCUUCUUCCUGACCAUGAAAGCAACCCAGAACUUGACCAUGAUAGAAGAGAGUCUCACCUCUGAGUUCAUUCAUGACAUAGACCGAGAACUGAAGACCGUUCAAGCAGUCCUGACUAUCCCCAAGCUGAAGCUAAGUUACGACGGUGAAGUCACCAAGUCCAUGCAAGAGAUGAAGCUCCAAUCCUUGUUUGAUUCUCCAGACUUUAGCAAGAUCACAGGCAAACCAAUCAAACUUACUCAGGUGGAACACCGGGCUGGCAUUGAGUGGAAUGAGGAUGGGGCAGGAACCACCCCAACCCAGGAGCUCCAGCCGGCCAGUCUCACCUUUUCCCUGGACUAUCACCUUAACCAACCCUUCAUCUUUGUACUGAGGGAUUCAGACACAGGAGCCCUUCUCUUCAUAGGAAAAAUUCUGGAUCCCAGGAGCACUUAAUGCCCCAGUUCAAUGUUCAGAUACCGUAGAAGAAGAUAACUCCAGAGGGAUGGCAGAUUAUAUAUUACAUGAAGGCUGCCCCUAUAAUGUUUCAAUGUCUACUUUGCAAUAAAAGAGUUUUAUCCUUAA
Messenger RNA from Choloepus didactylus (southern two-toed sloth), 1607 nucleotides. It is a transcript of the gene SERPINF1, whose product is annotated as serpin family F member 1. The transcript is spliced from 8 exons. The record is from RefSeq and is a predicted model, not a curated record. Gene Ontology annotation, biological process: negative regulation of angiogenesis; positive regulation of neurogenesis; negative regulation of endopeptidase activity. NCBI's taxonomy places the organism in Eukaryota, Metazoa, Chordata, Mammalia, Pilosa, Megalonychidae. Gene Ontology annotation, molecular function: serine-type endopeptidase inhibitor activity. Bases 225 to 1478 code for a protein of 417 amino acids.